AUGAAUCUCCUGUGGCUUCUCUUCACCAUAUUCUUUUCUUCCUUCGUGCGACGUUGUUAUGCAUAUGGAGAACGAGGUGUCCCUGAACGUUUUACCAGGGCCCUAUACUACCUUUCGUAUCUCGCAGAAGGAGAACUACACAAGCUUGAUGAGUCGACAAAGUUCACGAUUGCUCCUGACUGCGUCGGUUCACGUGGUGGGCGGUGUAACUUUGAGGAGCUUAUGCUACACAUUUGGGCACCGAAGAAAGAAGGCGACAAAAAGCCGACCGGCUUUAAGAAGAUCGCCGGAAUAGACGCCAAGAACCUUCCAAAUCUGGAAUCAACAUCGGCUUUUAACAAGUUUAUCGGAGGCAUUGAGAAUGCGAGAUUCAACACCGGUGAGCUCCUCACUGGUCAAGUCGACGUUGGCAAGUUGAUGCCGGGCAAAGCCGAUUUCUACGACGCACUUUCAUCUAUUGGCGACCCUAUCGGAGCUCUCGCGGCCAAGGCAGACAAAGAUAAAAAGCCGGACGAAGGAGCUGUACCAAAAAAGCCAACUGACCAAGACAAGUUGCUUAAGUUGGGCAAAGCUUCGGCAUUCUACAUCAGUGCCCUUCGAGGAAAAGACCAGGACAAACACAGACGCGUCUUUUUAGAGAAGUACUUUGAGAAAAAAUUUCCCUCGGAAGAAGGUAAAGAGAAGAUUAAGAUUGAGAUUGAAAUGAUGAAUGUGGAGACACCUAUGGACAAGAAAGAACCGGAAGAGGACAAAACCAAGCGGAAGGGUAAGGUACCUAAAUGGGUGCCUCAAUCGGUUCCAAUGAUCGACUUCGCAAAGACAAUUGAAAAGAACAAGGACAAACUAGAAAGACUUGAGGAGGAGCUCGAAAAAGCGAAUGCCGAAUUCAUGGCAAAAGAAACAGAAACGAACGGAAAGAUGGAGAGGCUCAACGAGGCGCACAAAAAGGCCUUCGUAGCAUCCAAGAUGGCAGCUACGGCCACAGGAUGCACUCGGGAACUUCCUCGCGAACUGAAGAAGCGGGACCCAUUAGCUGAGUUGAGUUUACGAUCUCCCAAGGCAGCCAGGUUUUCUGCAGGGGAUGUGAUCAGGAAGAAGAAAGAAUGGAAAGAUUGGGUAGAAAGAGAAGUGAUGAUAAUAGAUACAUAG
Molecule: messenger RNA, 1149 nt
Organism: Trichoderma virens Gv29-8
Lineage: Eukaryota; Fungi; Ascomycota; Sordariomycetes; Hypocreales; Hypocreaceae
Exons: 4
Coding region: 1-1149 (382 amino acids)
Source: RefSeq, a predicted model, not a curated record